AUGUGCAAUUUUGUCUAUAUCGGGUUACUGUGGUGUACGGUAGCCGUCGUCAACGGUGUCGUCCAGCGGUCGGACUGCGUCGAGACCUGCGGACAUCUCGAAACGAGCCAUGAGUUUGGAGAUUGCCUCAAUGAAUGCUCGAAGAAGCCAAGAAGAGACAACGUGGCGGAUAGUACACUGUUCGCCACCCCUCCAUGGAAUGUUUCCAUUCGAACCAAUGUGAUCAUGGAUGAAGGAAAAAUUUUGGAAACUGAAGUAGCAUGGGAAGCCGAUGAUCAAGAUUCUCGUCGUACAGGAUUUUAUGUUCGUUAUAGUGCAAAAAGCGCUGAAUGCCAAAAACAUUUUGCCGGCUAUUUCGCCUCAUCACUUCCGCCGACGACUCGCUCGCUUACCAUUCCCACUGAAUUCAAUGGUCAUCCAUUGAUUGUCGAUCACGGAUGCACCUACAUUUUCCAAAUUCGCUCGAUUCCUUAUCCGACCGGCGGUGAAGCAUUUAUUGUGGAACAAUCGCACACGGUUCCUGAAUGCAUUCAAGAGUACUGCAGCUGUAAACUCGGCGAUGUGGCGGCAAUUCAAAAUUUGCGCGUCGACGAGCAAAACGGGAUAUUUCGAAUGAAAUGGGAAUUCGACGAGCGAGAAAAUCGACAAUACACGUUUUAUGUCGAUGUCUAUGAAAGAAUUACGAUUCCGUUUAAAUCUGCGGAUGUUUCUGAAAAUCCCUACACCUACCGAAUUGCGAACGCUGAUUCGUUUGCGGUUUCGGCGAGAGACGCCAAAGGUCCGAAUAAUGAGCUCACCUACGAGAUUCCAUUCGAUUUCCAACAAUUUCAUCAUUAUAAAAUUGGAAUUUUUGCGGUCGACAAUCAGUUUUGUCAUAACGACGAUGCUUAUUAUUUUUUGGAUACUUUGAAUUUCACCAGAAUUCGAGAAGAAAUUCAGCUGCCACCAAUGAUUGUGCCGGUGACGAGUCAAUCCCAGAACGACGUCAUCUCAAAGACGGUUCUCGUCGAAUCCACCGCAUUCAUCAUAUUCCUCAUUAUCGCUGCUUGCAUGUCGCCGAUCUGCACCCUUCUCGCAAUGUAUUUGCUGAAAAAAAGGAAGAAGCAGAAAAAGAAUCGAUUUUUGGGCGGUCGAGGCGGCUCAUUGUCGUGCUCUCGGCAUAGUAUUAUGGAGACAAAUAUUCUAUACCGUCCAACACAAGAAGUGAAUGGAACUGCUGUCGAAUGGAAGAUUCAAGGGCAAGAUGUCGCUGUGGGUACCGUCAUUGGCGAAGGGGCGUUCGGACUCGUCUAUAAGGGCAUCCUUCGUGGUCCCAAUGGACAGGUCUUGCGAGUUGCUGUUAAACAACUCAAAGCAAAUGCAAUUGACGAGGAAAAAGAGGAAUUUGUGAGGGAAAUCAAAAUGAUGCAGACGGUUGGGCAGCAUGAGAACAUAGUUGCCAUGUAUGGCUACUGUAUGGAUGAUAGCUUGCAGUGCAUGAUAAUGGAAUACGUGCCUUUUGGGGAUUUGAAGCAUUAUUUGCAGAAUAUCAAAAAACAGAAUGAGGCGGAUCUUUGCCUUGAUCCGAUCGAAGCUCAUUCGUUUGCUGAGCAAAUUGCGAAUGGAAUGGCUCAUCUCGAGUCACUGGGAAUAAUUCAUCGCGAUCUCGCUGCUCGAAACAUUCUUGUCGGCACUGGAAAAGUGCUGAAAAUAUCGGAUUUUGGGAUGUCUCGUCCAGGCGUUUACAUCAAAAUGAGCAAAGGAGUCAUCCCGUUGCGAUGGCUGAGCCCCGAAGCAAUUCGUGAGAACACCUAUUCGUCAAAAAGUGAUGUUUGGGCAUACGCUGUUCUUUUAUGGGAAAUCGCAACACUUGGAGGAUUUCCCUAUGCGAAUAUUGCCGACAAGGAUAUCUACAAUCAUUUGAUUGAAGGAAAUCGACUUGAGAAGCCACCAAAUUGUCCUGACGAAACGUAUAAUCUAAUGAAAGCGUGUUGGGAAAUCGAAGCGCAUGAUCGACCAACUUUUCGAACAAUAUGUGAAUUAUUGAAUCAAAACAUGAACGUCCUAGUGCAGGGCGCCGUAAAUGCGCUAGGAUAUCUGGAAAAUGGCAAAUAUCACAGAGAGCCGGAUUGCUUUGAAACAAUUCGAGAUAUCAUCAGAUACCUUCGAAUGGACACACCGGAAUUAUCAGCUCGUGUUGAAUGUGGAAGACACAAUAUUAUUGCACAUGAUCUUGUUCCACUGAUUAAAUGUGAAGAUUUAACUGAAGAGAUGUUUGAUGUUGCAGUAAGACUUUUGGUCAAUUUAUGCCAGCCGACAAUUGCGAGUAUGAAUGGUAAAGCUCCAGAAGAUCGAGAUCAAUGGAGACUUUAUUGGGAACUGGAGGAGAAUCUGCGAAGGGCGAAACACGCAUUUGUUGAUGUUGAUUUCUUCAAGGCUCUUAAACGGAAUAUUGAUACUUUUGUGGAAACGGAUUAUGAUGAGCGCGACGAGAAUUCGAGACUAGUCGUCGAGCGAAUUGUCCUACUUAUUCGGUACAUUUUCUCGAUUAAUCAGGACAAAACUGAUCCAAGAAGAACAAAAGUUGAGGAUAACUGCCAUGAUCGUGUGGUUCUGUCAUUUUUCAAUUCUGGCCUUCAUCGCACUUUGAUGAAUAUUGCUAAUCAACCGAAAGAGCGUGAAUUUCAUGUGACAAUUAUGGAUAUUUUCGCGCUUCUCUUAAAAGAAAUUAAAUGUGAUGAUUUGGUGAAUCUUGAUGAUGAAGUGAACGCCGAGGAAAAGAAGAAAAUUGAAAGCGAUUUUAAGCAAAUCAUCGAGAAAAAUGCAGUUAACGAGGCGCAAAAAAGAAGAUCAUUUUCAAGAUUCGGAGGAUCUUAUGUAGUUAAAGGAAUGAAAUCGCUCUCUACAUCAUCGGAACAAGUGAUUUUUAAACCGGUUCAGAAUAUCACAGCACAUUCAUUCGGUGAUGAAAGAAAAAUGAAAAAGCGAAUCGCAAGGAAUCGAAGGCCUUUUGAAGUUGAGCAAAUAACUCACCGAGCAUCAAGAGAAGUGAGAAAAAGCCUACAGACGAUGGUAAUGACAAUGAUUGACGUGUGCUUUAAUAGAAUGAUGAAGUCAGCAAAGCAGAUCGUCUUCGAGCAAAAACAAAUGAUCCAUCGCACAUCGCAGAUCAAUUAUUUCUUUCUUAUUAAAUUCUUUGCCCGAUUCGUUCGUUUGUCGAAAAUCGAGUUAAGCAAAAUCUCCCAAUGCACCGGAGUUGAAGCAUUCCAUGAGAACAACGUUCGUUUAAUCGAAUACAUUGAGAAUGCAUGUACUUUGAAAGGAAUGGAAGCGAAAGCUUUUGGACUCAAAGCGCAAUUUGCAUUGGAGGCUUAUAAUGAGUUGAUUCUAUUGCAUCAAUAUGCAUUUGAGAAGGGCUCAGAAACCGAGAAACAAAUGGCUCGAAAAGCUUUAGAUCACAUUUUGAAGAUUGAAGAAUAUCGAGAUUUGUCGUCAGCGCUGAUCACCAAAUUUUCGCCAGCAGUCCUCUCAAAAACGUACCUUUCUCAAUUAAUAAUCACAACUCACAAUUAUCUGAGACUUCUUGAAAAGUUUGUAACGAGCGGAACUCUGAAAAAAGUGACGAAAAAGAAGAAAAUCAAGAAGACGAGAAAAUCGGCAAAAAGACAUCUGGUUGAUGAGGAUAAUCGUGCUCAGUUUGAUGAUAUGUCGCAGGAAAAAUUAGAAAAACUUUGGGAGGAAAGUGUCGAUCAUUUAGAAAAGGUUUUGCUAGGAGAAAUGCCCGAAAUCGAAGGAAUGAAUCCAUUGAUGUUACACUUGGAAAUUGACGACAAAACACAACAGCAAUUCGCAAUGCUUGGAAUUCAAAGAUCUCUGCGAUCGAAAUGUUUUCCGGCUGCUGUUGGUUUGUAUCAUGCUGCGAGAAAAGUGUGGUUGACCAGCGGAAUCUUUGGAAGUGAUGAGAUGAGCCGAGAAGAGGAGCUCGAAGAGCUAAAGCAGAUUUGCAUUGCUGAUUUGAAGAGUGUAGCUGUUGAAUUGAAAAAGGCGGAGGAGGCUAAUGCAGUGGAGGUUGACGAUGCAGAACUUGAGGAAGAAAGAAGUGAGGAUGAAGAAGACGAUGAGGAAGAUGUUCCCGGAUGGGAAGUUGAAGAAGUUGAGUUUGAGAUGGAUAUUUAUGUGUCGAAAUUUGCCAAAAUCGAUGUUCUUCGAUGGUAUGUAUUCCUUCUCAAUGACUUUUCCAAAAACUCGAUUGAACUCAACAAGGCGCUCGUCAAAAUGCUUCAUCGAAUUGCUGUCGAUCUGAAAAGUGUGACCCGUUUGUUCCAAAUUUCUCUAUUCCACGUCUUUUGGAAUGUCGAUGAAUACUUUUCGAGCAUUCCGAAAGAUCGUCACAAAUCGAGUCCACUGUAUGAGCUUUAUCAGUUUGGAUACUAUGUCCUCAAAAAGUUCUUCAUCAAAUACAACGAAUUCGAGUCGGGACCCGAUUUGGCUGCCGAAGUUUUGUUUUGGAAAAGCGCAAAAGAAGUGUACGAAAUUGAGAAUGGCUAUGGAUCUUAUGAUAAAUGUCGGACGGCGGAAUCGAAAGUUUGGACGGAAGAGCUUGAAGUCGAGCUCAGGAGUCUUUAUGAUGAAUAUAAAACUCAGGAAUCUGAAACUGAUGGCAUUGAUGUUCUUGACUACAUUGAACACAAUUUGUCGCGGCAACGAACACGACGUCAAAUUUUCCGAAAACUCAAAGAAUUCGGACUUGACUUGUUGGGAGCUAAACAGAAAAGAGGGUAUUGGUCAAUGGACAUGAAUUUCCCGGUUGUCGAAAUGAAAAAAAUCUACGAUGAAUGGAAGACGUUAGAGAGCAAAGAUAAAGUUGAUGUGAUCGAAAUGAUCCGAGAUCGACUAGCUGAUUCAUACGGGCCAGUUUCUCGGAAAAGAGUCAUUAAACAGCUCUCAUAUGCCGAUAUUUUAUACGAAAAACCGAAAAAAGAGAAGAAACUUCCUGAAUGGCCUGAAGGACUUGUUGAAGAAUUGGCUGCUCUAAAAACUCAAUAUGAAGAAAUUGAUGAUGCUCAAAACCUUCUCGGUGUCGAUAUUGUUCGAUAUGUUGUGAAAAGACUCAGUGAGAAGAAACCAGUGUCGCAGAUUGUUCGACAUCUUACGGCUAUGGGCGCGAAAUGCCCGGAACAGAAACCUCGAAAUAAGGAGCAUGUGAAGAGGCGAUUGAAAAAAGACGAUUUUUUGAACGACGACGAAGAAGUAGAAGAAAAAGAGAACAAUUCUGGAGGGUCGUCGGAAGAAGAAGAAGAAGAAAAAGAUGAAGAAGAAGAGAAGCGUGAAGAUAAUGAUGAAGUAGAUCAGGAGAAACAUGAGCGACCGAAAGUUGCAGAAAAGGAGAAUGUUUUGCAGCCGGUGGUAGAAAAAUCGCCUGUAAAUAAUGUCAUGCGGAUUGGACAAAAUCGAAAACGGCGAUUUGCGCAACUGUUCGAGAGUGAUAGCGAAGAAGAUGACGAUGAUGAUGAGGGUCAGGAGAGUAACAAAUUCGAAGACAGCGAUGAGGAUAAAUUUGGUUUCAAGAAGCGCUUUAUGAGCGAUUUACUAACGAACGGUUCAGUUGCCAGUGUUACUGAAGACGAACCGAUUAGUACUCAUGAUCCAUUCACAACGGUUGUCAAACAUAAACGUCGGAUUGUUGUCUCCGAUGAUGAGGAUGACGAUUAA
This is a messenger RNA of Caenorhabditis bovis, 5691 nucleotides long. The record is from the annotation of a GenBank genome assembly. Lineage: Eukaryota; Metazoa; Nematoda; Chromadorea; Rhabditida; Rhabditidae.